This is a messenger RNA of Nicotiana attenuata, 867 nucleotides long. RefSeq lists its product as uncharacterized. The coding region runs from base 1 to 867 and encodes 288 amino acids. The record is from RefSeq and is a predicted model, not a curated record. Lineage: Eukaryota; Viridiplantae; Streptophyta; Magnoliopsida; Solanales; Solanaceae. The transcript has 2 exons.
AUGGUAGAAAUUAGGGGUAUGCUGCAACAAAUCAUUAGAACAAAUGGUAAGAUGCAGGAAAGGUUGGCAGCGCAUGACUCAGCAAUUAAGGGUAUUGAAACUCAACUGCGGCAGCUGUCCAUGGCCUUGAAUAACCGCCCCCAGGGAACAUUGCCAGCCGACAUGAACAUUAACCCCAAGGAGCAAAACCCGAAUCAGCUAAUGGUAGUAAGUCUCCGGAAUGGGAGAGAUUUAGACAAGGAGCAAGAAGUUGUUCAAUCAAGAAGAGAGACUACACCAGCCACUCCAGUUCCAGUAGAGAUAGAUGAAUCAGCAGAACUCACUGAAGUGGUGGUUGAACAGGCUCGGGUUGAUAAAGGCUAUGCAAAGAUGAUGAAGGAUCUGAUGUCAUGGAAAUUUGACUUUCAGGACCGGUCCAAAGUAACUCUGACACACACAUGUAGCGCAGUAGUGACACGACCCAUGGCUCAAAAGAUGUUCGAUCCAGGUAGCUUCACUAUUCCGUGUACUAUUGGGAGUUAUGCUUUUGCAAAAGCAUUGUGUGACUUAGGAGCCAGCAUAAACUUGACGCCUUUGGCGAUAUAUACAAAACUGGGCAUUAGCAGAGCUAGACCGACUUCGAUGCUGUUGCAACUGGCUGACCGCACGGUUAAAAGACCGACGGGGAUUCUUGAUAAUGUGCUGGUACAAGUGGGAAAGUUUGUAUUCCCUGCAGACUUUGUUAUUCUGGACUGUCAGGUAGGUGAGGAGAUACCCAUAAUUCUUGGGAGGCCAUUCUUAGCCACUGGGAAAACGUUGAUUGAUUGUGAAACUGGGGAAUUAAAAAUGAGGUUAAACGAUGAAGAAGUAAUAUUCAACGUUGAAUAA